This is a messenger RNA of Capsicum annuum, 2907 nucleotides long. Its product is annotated as putative pentatricopeptide repeat-containing protein At3g23330. Gene Ontology annotation, biological process: RNA modification. The transcript has 2 exons. Gene Ontology annotation, molecular function: protein binding; RNA binding. The coding region runs from base 255 to 2114 and encodes 619 amino acids. The record is from RefSeq and is a predicted model, not a curated record. NCBI's taxonomy places the organism in Eukaryota, Viridiplantae, Streptophyta, Magnoliopsida, Solanales, Solanaceae.
UCAUCAGAUUUAAACAAUUCUGCAAUCAAAGAUUCGUUAUUGCUUAAACAAAGUUGCUAACUAGGUGCAAUGUGUAUGUGAUUGAAGUUUCUUUCGAUGCAUACAAUAGACCCUUGUGGUCCAACCUUUUCCCGAACUUUGUGCAUUAACAGGAGCUUGAGUGCACCGGCUGCCUUUUUAGAUAAAUUAGAAUUCCUCUUCCAUUUUCUAAUCAGUGAAAGCUAAGACAUUUCUCUAUUAGUUUGCUAGUUACAAUGACAUGGAAGCAAGCGGUAAGCUCUGCGUUCCUUUACUCUAAUCGACUUGUAAAAUCUGUUUGUACAGUUGCAGUUUGUAGUAAUACUAUAAAUCCAGUUCCCAUAAAGCUUCAACAUUAUGCUCAUUAUUCUUCCUUCAAAGUCCAAGUCAUUCAUUCCAAGAAAAUCAAAGAUGGCUCUGCGCACAACUCAUGUAGUAUCAGUAACUAUAUUUUGAAUCUUUACACAAAAAGUAAUCAAUUAGCUUCUGCCCAGAAGCUGUUUGAUGAAAUUCCUCAAAGGGAUGUUCGAACCUGGACGAUACUCAUUUCAGGUUUUGCUCAAUUUGGGGUUUAUGUAAAUGCAUUAUUAUUUUUUAUUAAGAUGCAAAAAGAGGGUAUUGUUAUUCCUAAUGAGUUCACUUUAUCUAGUGUUCUCAAGUGUUGUUGUUCUAGUAUUAGUAACGGGCUUCGAUUAGGUAAGUCCAUCCAUGGCUGGAUUAUUACUGCUGCUGCCAUUGAUUUGGAUGUUGCAUUGGAGAAUGCUAUGCUUGAUCUUUACGUGAAAUGUGAGGCUAUCGAUUAUGCUGAAAGGUUCUUUGAAACGAUGAGUUAUAAAAAUGUGGUAUCAUGGAAUAUAAAGUUGGCGGGAUAUUUGGCUACGGAAGAUGUGGAGAGAAGUGUUAAGCUCUUUGAAAUGAUGCCUGAGAAGGAUGUUUCGAGCUGGAAUACAAUCAUUGAUGGACUUAUGCGACAUGGGUUUCAUAGGCAUGCACUUAAGCUCCUACGCCAAAUGACCUUAGAUUGUCCUUCUUUUAACGAAGUUACUUUUUCUAUAUCAUUAGCUUUGAUGUCUUCCCUUAGAGAUCUCGAAUUAGGGAGGCAGAUCCAUGGUAAAGUGAAGAGGUUGUCGAUAGACAAAGACAUGCUUGUAAGGGCCUUGUUGAUUGAUAUGUAUUGUAAAUGUGGUCAAAUGGAGAAGGCUUCUACGAUUUUCCAAGAAUUACGUGAAGUUACUAGUGAAGUACAACAUUCACAUUAUGUUCCAUGGAGUACAAUUAUAUCAGGUUAUAUUCACAAUGGCAUGCUAAAAGAUGCUUUAGAUGUUUUUAGCUCCAUGGUACGGGAUCGAUUGGAAGUUGAUGUGUUUACACUGUCAAGCAUUCUCAGUGCUUCUGCAAAUUGUGGGCUUUUGGAACUUGGUUGGCAGAUUCAUGGCUAUGUCCAAAAACUUGGACAUAUAUCGGACAUAUUUUUAAUUUCAGCAAUUAUUGACAUGUAUGCCAAAUGCGGAAAGCUAGAUUCUGCUCGGUUGUUUUUUGAGCAAACGAAAACUUGGAAUAUUGUGGUGUGGACUAAUAUGAUAAACAGUUAUGCUAUACAUGGAAAAGGAUUGGACGCUGUUCAGUUAUUUGAGUGUAUGCUGAAUCAGAGGAUUGCACCCAAUGAAGUAAGUUUCGUCAGUCUUUUAACUGCAUGUGGUCAUGCAGGUUUGGUGAAAGAAGGAUGCAAGUAUUUUAGGUUGAUGAAGCAAGUUUAUGGCAUCAAGCCUGGUGUUGAACAUUUUUCUUGUAUGGUUGAUCUUUUCGGCCGAGCAGGUUGUUUAGAGGAGGCUUAUAAUUUCAUUCAUGAGCACGGCAUCUCUAACAUGUCUGAGGUUUGGAAGGUACUCUUAUCUUCUUGCUUGCUGCAUAAAAAUGUAAAGAUGGCAAGACAUGUUUCUGAGAAAUUGCUCGAACUUAAGCCGAGUGAACAUAGUCCCUACAUUCUGUUGUCAAAUACUUGUUCAGAGCAUGAAAAUUGGGAUGAAGCAUCAAAUUUAAGGGGUUUGAUGCAGGAGAGGAAAAUUAUGAAACAUCCAGGCCAAUCAUGGACUUAGCUGGAGAUUGAAAUCAAGAAUUUCACAGGUCAAUGAUUAUUGAAACAAGCUGCCGUGCAACUGAAGGCACGCGCCUCUGAGAAUGACAUAAGUUUGGGCAUGUGAGAUGCAGAAGAGGAAGAUAAAGAGCAGGCACAUACGGAUACUGCUUUGGAUCACCAGAUGCAUCAGUUGCAGUGCCCCUGUAUUCAGUCCCCCAGCCUGAACUCUAGUGCCAUAAGUUUGCCACAUACUUUACUGUUCUAAGGUUUUAUUCGGAGAUUACCAGUACCAGUUUAUACGUUGGGUACUAGUGGCUCUGAAGAGAAUCUACAUUUUUACUUGAAGAAGGCUCCUUUUUAACAGAACGUGGUGGCGAAGUAACUUACCAUGGUCCUGGUCAGGUGGUUGGAAAUUAGCUGCAAUUGUCAUUCGAGUAUCUCAGUGUGUCACUUAUCAUGGUCUAACACUGAAGGUCACCACAGAUCCGUCACCCUUUCAACAGAUAGUUCCAUGUGGGAUCCGCGAUCAUCAAGUUGGAAGCAUAAAAUGACUGCUGAGGGAGCACUCGCUCUAAUGGCGGUGGUACAGAAAACCAUCAGGACAUUGAUGAUGUCCAACUUAUUGAUAUUACUCAUAAAUCUUUAGUUAGGAGUUUUCUGAAGUUUUUCAAGUUGAUCUCCAAUGUAAACCUACACCUCUUUUAAUUUCGUGAGAAAAUCCUCCUCUUGGCUUGAUUAGGGAAACACUUAUAUUCUUGGAAAGUGAAUUAUUCAACAGAUUAUACAGAAAGAUCAGACAUGCUUUUAGGACA